Diaporthe amygdali is the source of this 1281-nucleotide messenger RNA. RefSeq lists its product as uncharacterized. The coding region runs from base 1 to 1281 and encodes 426 amino acids. The record is from RefSeq and is a predicted model, not a curated record. Lineage: Eukaryota; Fungi; Ascomycota; Sordariomycetes; Diaporthales; Diaporthaceae. Gene Ontology annotation, molecular function: catalytic activity. The transcript has 4 exons.
AUGGAGAACCAAGAUGACCAUAUCAUCCAGGUCCAGCUUGCAGAUAUCCCUAACGGCCGAUUCCGCAUAGGUUGGGAUCUGCCAUACGGCAAUAAGACGGGCAUGAAAGCCGAUCGCCUGGGCUGGGCAUCGGCAGUGGGCCUUUUUUGCGGGGGCGCGGCCGCCGCGUGGAGUCCCGAGACACCCGGUCGCCGGUUGCGGCUCGGAGGCUCAUCAGUGGGCAUUUCUCGGAUUGGGGCCAUCCUUGCCACGAGACCCUCCCUGGGCGAUCGUUGGGCGAGACGUGCCUCCUCGGCACUCGCGCGUCCUUUUCUGAAGGGGAAAGAUCCCUUCCUCCUCCCGGACACCAAGUCUCCCCAGAAGAUGGUUAACAGAGCAGCUGCCAAGCUCCGAGCACAGCUCGCAGACAAAGACAACAUCAUCGUCUGCCCCGGAGUACAAGAUGGCCUGUCGGCACGCGUAUGCCUCGACGAAGGCUUCCAGAACCUCUACAUGACCGGCGCAGGCACGGCCAUGAGCGUCCUAGGGAUGCCAGACUUAGGUCUGACGACCGUCGACGACAUGACCAGGAACGCAGGCAUGAUCGCAGGGCUCGACAGGACAGUGCCCGUAAUCGCGGACGCUGACACGGGCUUCGGCGGCCCGUUGAUGGUCGCGCGGACGGUGGAGAAGUACGUGGCGGCGGGCGUGGCGGGUCUGCACAUCGAGGACCAGGUGGCGACGAAGCGGUGCGGGCACCUGUUGGGCAAGGAGCUGGUCGAUCUGGCGACGUAUGUGGCACGCAUCCGGGCCGCGGCCGCGGCGCGCGAGGCGCUCGGCGACGACAUCGUCAUCAUCGCCCGCACCGACGCGCUGCAGUCCCUCGGCUUCGAUGCCGCCAUCGAGCGGCUCAGGGCGGCGGUCGAGGCCGGCGCGGAUGUUGCCUUCCUGGAGGGCAUGACCAGCAAGGAGCAGAUGGCUGCGUGCGUGGAGGCGAUGGCGCCCACGCCUUGUUUCUUGAACAUGGUCGUUGGAGGUGUCACUCCCUUGGUGGACAGGAAUGAGGCGAAAAGGAUGGGUUACAGAAUCGUGAUAUGGCCGAUUUUCUCCAUGACGGCUGCGCUGCUGGCGUACCGGGAGGCUGCGAAGGAGCUUAAAGAGUUGGGGAUGAACAAGGAGAAGAGGAACGAGAAAGGUGAGCUUCUAGGUGGUGUUAGAGAAUGUUUUGAAAUAUGUGGCUUGACCAAGUAUUCUGAAUUCGACAAGGCAAUGGGAGGUCAGGCCUUCUCGAAGGGUGUGUAG